GCGCCUUCCGAGCCACCUUUCCCGCUACUGCUCCCGGCAAGAGGCGCGGGCGCAGCGGCGGGGAAAGAAAUUCUCAGCAAGCACCAACGGCUUUAUUCUCAGCCAUUCAUUCCUGACUAGGAGCCGAAAGGCACGCGAGCGAAGAAACUACUCUGCCUUGAAGGAGUUCUAUUAGGGAUUUGCACGGGACUCGUUACAUUAAAGAGAAGAACAGAAACUACAUUUGAACAUUUUUAAUUUAGUUAAAUACGUUAGCUAACCGCUGAAAGUCUUGCAAAAUAUAAUAGAGAGGUGCUGAUCAGCAGCGUAAAUAUUCAGUUAGUCGCUGUUCAUUUAACUAACUUUGAUGGACAGCUAGCUUAUUAUUUGGAUUUGCAUUACUGUAGCUGGCUUUUGAAAUAUUACAUGGUGCUUAGUUAGCUUCCCUCGUUAACCAUCUUAUUUUUAGAGUUUCUUUAAAAUGCAUGCCUAACUAUUUACUUUGUUAGCCAGCAUGCUAAUUGGUGAUCAACUAGCUUAGUGCACUUGUGCAAUACAUUCAUCAUUAUUUUUGAUAACUUGGAUAAUAACGUCAACAUGCCAACCAAAACAAACACCUGACACAAAACUGCUCAUUUGUGAAUGACGAGCAACUUUUAAAAAGUUAAUUCAAUACUUGUUCGCUUGUUAUCAACGAUUUACGUAAGCUGUCAGUCUGUCAGAAAUGGCUAACUAAUUAUAUUUUCAUUUUGCGAGUUAAUUCUAGUCAUACGCUUUUAGCUACAAUACGAGAUCUAUAAGAGAUCAGUAAUGCCGAUAGUCGGCUUGUAGCCAAGAUUUUGGAGUGUAACUAGCUAGCUAACUUUAAUGUACCGGUUUCAUCUGAACAGAAUAACGCGUCCAAUUCGGUUAACUACCAAAACAAGAGUUGUUAAAGGGAAAUCAAGCAACUAGUCUCCUAACAUUAGCUAGAUCGAUACAGGGCACUUGCAGGCUUGAUGAUGUCUUAAAGGUUAUUAUCCGCUGAAUCGGACAAGUCUUUGUGACCCUGCCCACCGAACAGCAAGGACGGAGCACUGCGCAUGACAGAGACUGCUGGACAGCGCCAAAGAGGGAAAUUUAAAAACGGUCUGGAGAACAAGUGCGCAGUCAAAAUACCCUACACAGACGCACUAUCAGACCAUCCCAACUACGGCUUACACAAGACAGGAAAUGAUAGAAAGUGGAAUUACUUCCAGGAUGUCAGAAAUUCUUGGAAAUUCAGGACAAAGUCACCACCCAUCACCUCAAGACUACAGGCUGCUGACCACAGACCCGUCCCAGCUGAAUGAGGACGACCUCCCGGGGGACCUGCAGUCCCUGUCCUGGCUCACGUCCGUGGACGUGCCCCGGCUGCAGCAGAUGACCACGGCGGGGCGGCUGGACUUCAGUGUGGCCGCGCAGGGCAACCUGCUGGAGCAGCAGACAGCCCAGCUUAACAACAUGAACGUGUCCAGUGGACAGGCGACCAUGAUCCACCUUCAGAGCAACAUGCAGAACAGCAUUCUGGGAAUGAGCGGCAUCAGCGGCCACAGCGGAAACAUGACGUCGUACUCCCUGAACGGCCAGCCCUCCCCUGGGUUCCAGUCCCAUCCGUCCGUCUACCAGCCGUCUCCACAGCAAGUCUUCACCCUUGCGCAGACUGGCCAGCAGUGUUCUGCCGCAGGCCUCUACAGCAGUACCUCCUACAGUAACCAGGGCCCUUUCAACCAGCCUCGACUCGCCCCACACAGCAACCAAGACCUGCAGCCAAAGUCCUUUCCCAAGCCCAUCUACUCCUAUAGUUGCCUGAUUGCUAUGGCCCUAAAGAACAGCAAGACAGGCAGUCUCCCCGUCAGCGAGAUCUACAGCUUUAUGAAGGAACACUUCCCCUACUUCAAGACGGCACCAGACGGCUGGAAGAACUCGGUUCGGCACAACCUGUCCCUGAACAAGUGCUUCGAGAAGGUGGAGAACAAGCUGAGCGGCUCCUCCCGCAAGGGCUGCCUUUGGGCCCUGAACCCCGCCAAGAUCGACAAGAUGGAGGAGGAGAUGCAGAAGUGGAAGCGCAAGGACUUACCGGCCAUCCGCCGGAGCAUGGCCAACCCAGACGAGCUGGACAAGCUGAUCACGGACCGACCGGAGAGCUGCAGACGGAAGCCGUGUGACCCCGGGGUGACCCGGCUCCCCAGCGGCCCGACCGGCGGCCUGACCCUGCCGGCCCAGCUGCAGCCCCAGCCCGUCAUGACCCUGUCCCUGCAGUGCCUCCCCCUGCACCAGCACCAGCACCACCACCAGCACCAGCAGCACCAGCACCAGCUCCAGGCCCAAACCAGGCUGGCCCCCGGGUCCCCCGCCCCGGCCCAGACGCCCCCGCUCCACACGGUCCCCGACCUCUCCCACAGCCCCCUCGCCCAGCACCCCGGCAAGCCCCCCCACGAGUUCUACAGCCUGCACGGCGACGUCACCGCAGAGGUCGACACGCUGGAUCCCAGCAUCAUGGACUUCGCAUUACAAGGGAACCUGUGGGAGGAGAUGAAGGACGAGAGCUUCAACCUGGAGACGCUGGGCGCCUUCAGCAACUCGCCGCUGCGGCUGUCCGACUGCGAUCUGGGCGGGGGGGCGGGCGCGGGGGCCGGGGGGGGCCUGGCGGGGGCGUCCGGCGGCAGCGGGCUGUCCUUCUCGGACCUGCAGGUGACGGGUCUGUACGCGGCGUACAGCGGGCUGGACAGCGUCUCCGCCCAGUACAUGGGCCCGCAGGGAGGGAGCAAGCCCAUCGCCCUGCUCUAACGCAGCACCCAUCGCCCUGCUCGAACGCAGCACCCAUCGCCCUGCUCGAACUCAGCACCCAUCGCCCUGCUCGAACCCAGCACCCAUCGCCCUGCUCGAACACAGCACCCAUCGCCCUGCUCGAACGCAGCACCCAUCGCCCUGCUCGAACGCUGCCCCCGGGGGGCGAGGGGCGUGCAGGAGCGAACAGGAGAGAGGAGCAGACAGGAGCGAACAGGAGCUGGAGUGCCAAGGAGCAAGGAGCGCACAGGAGCGUGCAGGAGAAAGGAGAGAGGAGCAGACAGAAAGGAGGAGAGGACAGGAGCAAGGAGCGAGCAGCUUUACUGAAAUAAACCCGAUGUAACAAAGCAAAGAAAUUUUUUUUUUUUUUUAAGUCACUUUUCCACAUUGGUACAACUUCUAGAUCCCACUUCUGGAACCAAAUGCUCAACUUCCAGCGGUUAAAAAAAAAUAAUAAUAAUUUUGGAGCCCUCGCCCCCAUCCCCCCCCCCCCCCAUCCCCCAAAAUUAAAUAAUGU
Molecule: messenger RNA, 3304 nt
Organism: Anguilla anguilla (European eel)
Lineage: Eukaryota; Metazoa; Chordata; Actinopteri; Anguilliformes; Anguillidae
Gene: foxn4
Product: forkhead box N4
Exons: 10
Coding region: 1192-2787 (531 amino acids)
Biological process (GO): regulation of transcription by RNA polymerase II
Molecular function (GO): DNA-binding transcription factor activity, RNA polymerase II-specific; transcription cis-regulatory region binding
Source: RefSeq, a predicted model, not a curated record